CUUUCGGAAUCUACUCAUUACAACAGAAGUAAAUAAUUUCAAAAGGAAAGAAUUGUAGACAAAUCUUAUUUCACCAAACGUCUAUGCCGUUUGAGUAAUACAAGCCAAGUAGAUGGGUACAUACUUUAACUGCGACUAGGUACAUUCGACGUAUCUCGGUAUGACGAGGCGGUGAGACCCGCAAUGUUUUCGGAACCAGGUACCCAAGUUUACCUUUCCACCGGAAAUCCGGGGGAUAAGAUAGCUACUUGGAAAAGCACCGUUUGCACCCAAUCCGUUUGCCAGAAAUAAGUGUGCCUACCCCAACACCAGGUCUCAUCUCAUUGUUCACGAUAACUAUUAUAAUUAAAGGGAACAAAAGUAUAAACACAUCAUCGUCAUGGCUUUCACGAUGCAUUCCCACUCGGGCCAAUUCUGCCCCGGCCACGCCAAAGACCAGCUCGAAGACAUCAUCAAGCAUGCCAUCAGCCUCGGGUACACCACCAUGGGUCUCACAGAGCACAUGCCUCGCACAAGCCUCGAGGACUUAUACCCCGAAGAACUCGACGACCCCGAAGGCUCCCUCGCCGCGCUCUUCCCGCGUCACGAAGCCUACCUCCUCGAGGCGCAACGCCUGCAAACCAAGUACUCUCCGCAAAUCCACAUCCUAAUCGGUUUCGAAGGCGAGUGGCUGCGGCCCUCCUACGCCACCCUCGUGACCUCUCUCGCCGCGCACCCAAGCGUAGACUACUUCAUCGGGUCGCUGCACCACAUAAACAGCAUCCCAAUCGACUACGACGCAACUUACUACGCGCGCGCAGUGUCCUCCUGCGCCGGGGGCACCGAAGAGUCUGCCUACGCGACGUACUACGACCAGCAGCACGCCAUGCUGCAAGCCCUGCGCCCGCGCGUCGUCGGCCACUUCGACCUCGUGCGGCUGCUCUCCAGCUCUCCCAACCGGUGCGUCCGGGACGAGUGGCCCGCCGUCUGGCAGCGCGUGCAGCGCAACCUGGCCUUCGUGCACAGCUACGGCGGCUGGGUCGAGUGCAACACCAGCGCGCUGCGCAAGGGCCUCGCCGAGCCGUAUCCGAGCCGCGAGAUCGCCGAGGAGUGGCUGCGGCUCGGCGGCCGCUUCACGCUGUCGGACGACAGCCACGGGAUCGCGCAGGUCGGGACCAAUUUCGCGCGCGCGCUGGACUACCUCGACGGUUUGGGUGUGCGGAGCCUGUGGACGCUUAGACGGGAGGCGCCGGCGGCGGAGGGCGAGAAGGCGAAGUUGGUGGAGGUGGAGGUCCCGCUUGAGAGUGUGAGGGCUGUUGUUGGCAAGUGGUAAUCGAUGGUCGGGUAGGUACCUAUGAUUAAGGCCUUUGUGAUAUGAUGAACGGGUGUUUUAAAAAGGAGUGAAAAGGAGUAGGGGCACGGCGGGUAGAGAAAAGGUACCUAACGAAUAGGUGAACUUAAAAGAGGAUUUUGAAGGCGUGUUAUGAUUUAUACCCAUGAAGGAAAAUAGACUAUCACAUAACAAUUUCCGAAAGACUAGAUAUUGAGGCA
Annulohypoxylon truncatum is the source of this 1530-nucleotide messenger RNA. Its product is annotated as histidinol-phosphatase. Gene Ontology annotation, biological process: L-histidine biosynthetic process. Gene Ontology annotation, cellular component: cytoplasm. The record is from RefSeq and is a predicted model, not a curated record. Gene Ontology annotation, molecular function: histidinol-phosphatase activity. The coding region runs from base 380 to 1312 and encodes 310 amino acids. The transcript is spliced from 3 exons. NCBI's taxonomy places the organism in Eukaryota, Fungi, Ascomycota, Sordariomycetes, Xylariales, Hypoxylaceae.